AAAGGGGAGGAAGAAAAAGAAGAGGAGGUAGAAAAAGAGGAGGAGGAGGAAGAGGAGGAAGAGGCCGGGGGGGGCCAUGGCGGCCACGGAGCUCGCGCGCCAGGUGGGUGAAGGUUGCCGGACCGUUCCUCUUUCUGGCCACGUCGGAUUCGAUAGCUUGCCUGACCAGCUGGUGAACAAAUCAGUUAACCAUGGUUUCUGUUUCAACAUCCUCUGUGUGGGAGAAACAGGUCUCGGGAAGUCGACGUUGAUGGAUACGCUCUUCAACACCAAGUUCGAAGGAGACCCAGCUUCUCAUUCCCAGCCAGGCGUUCAGCUGAAAUCCAGUUCCUACGACUUGCAGGAAAGCAAUGUUCAUCUGAAGCUGACCAUUGUUAGCACGGUGGGCUUCGGCGACCAGAUUAACAAAGAGGACAGCUAUAAACCCAUUGUGGAGUUCAUCGACACCCAAUUUGAAUCCUACCUUCAAGAGGAGUUGAAAAUUAGACGCGUGCUGCAUAAUUAUCACGAUUCCAGGGUCCACGCUUGCUUGUACUUCAUCGCUCCCACGGGACAUUCUUUGAAGUCCUUGGACUUGGUCACCAUGAAGAAACUGGACAGUAAGUUUGGGGGGGUGCUCCAGGCUCAUUUACCUUUUGCCAUCAUUGGCAGCACAGAAGAAAUCAAGAUAGGAAAUAAAAUGAUGAGGGCGCGCCAAUAUCCAUGGGGGAUAGUGCAGGUGGAAAACGAAACCCACUGUGACUUUGUGAAACUCAGAGAGAUGUUGAUCCGGGUAAACAUGGAAGAUCUUCGCGAACAAACCCACACGCGCCAUUAUGAGUUAUACCGACGGUGUAAACUGGAAGAAAUGGGGUUUAAGGACACUGAUCCGGACAGCAAGCCGUUCAGGUACGGUUUACCAGAUCAGGGGCACCCGUGGAAGGAAGGGGCUAAUUGGGUUGACUUGUGUGCCUUGGUACCCUUAUUCCAGCUCCAUGAGAAAUUUGACCGCCUGAAGAAGCUGCACCAGGACGAGAAGAAGAAGCUGGAGGACAAGAAGAAAACCUUGGAUGAUGAAGUCAACGCCUUUAAGCAGAGGAAGACAGCCGCUGAAUUGCUUCAGUCUCAGACUCAGCAGGCAGGAGGUUCACAGACACUGAAAAGGGAAAAGGAGAGAAAAAAAAGACCUUUUGUUAUGAACAGUUGUGAUUGGACAGCUGCACUCAAUAUAUAUAUAUAUUUACAUGAUCCACGUGAGCGAACCAGCACUGUUGAACUUAAUACCUUUCUAAUGUUGUCGAUUUUCAAUAAAAACUUAACCCUCCCGAAAUAA
This is a messenger RNA of Thamnophis sirtalis, 1312 nucleotides long. Lineage: Eukaryota; Metazoa; Chordata; Lepidosauria; Squamata; Natricidae. The record is from RefSeq and is a predicted model, not a curated record.